AUGGACAAAAUGUUAGGCUUAUUAUUUGUCAUUAAUAUCAUUUCUCUCAGUGUUGAGAAUGUAGCAGGAAACCAACAUGAGAAGAUAAGUCCAGAAAACAUCACCCGGAUUCUGGACGAGCUUCUCGAGGGCUACGACAACCGACUGCGUCCAGGAUCAGGAGGUUUUGUCACUGAAGUCAAAACAGAUAUAUUUGUGACCAGUUUUGGACCCGUGUCAGAUGUUGAAAUGGAUUUCACCAUGGACAUGUUUUUCCGUCAAAUGUGGGUGGACGAGAGGCUAGUGUUCAACGGUCCUAUUGAGAUUCUGCGCUUAAACAACCGCAUAGUGGACAAGAUUUGGACUCCGGACACAUUUUUCCACAAUUCGAAAAAAUCCUCAUCUCACAACAUGACAACACCUAACAAGCUGUUCCGCAUCAUGCAGAACGGCACCGUCUUCUACACCAUGAGGCUGACUGUGAGGGCAGACUGUCCCAUGAUGCUAAUUGAUUUUCCAAUGGAUACCCAUAUUUGUCCUCUCAGUUUUGGAAGCUAUGCUUAUACCAGCAGUGAGAUUAUGUACACAUGGAGGAAAGGUCUGGAGAAGUCUGUAGAAAUCCCUCCAGAGUCCUCAAACUUACUGCAGUAUGACCUAAUCGGAAAGACGCUUUCCAGCAAAAUACGCAAGAUCAAUACAGGCCAAUAUUCUGUCAAGAUGGUUCAUUUUAUUCUCCAAAGGAAACUCGGCUAUCAUUUGAUCCAAACCUAUAUCCCUCUCAUCAUGGUGGUCGUCCUUUCCCAAGUGUCGUUCUGGAUCAACAAGGAGUCUGUGCCUGCUCGAACUGUGGCCGGAGUCACCACCGUCCUCACCAUGACCACGCUGAGCAUCAGUGCACGCUCUUCUUUACCCAAAGUGGCCUACGCCACAGCCAUGGACUGGUUCAUUGCCGUCUGCUUUGCUUUUGUGGCCUCGGCAUUGGUGGAGUUUGCCGCCGUCAACUACUUCGCCACUCUGGAGGCUAACAGGAUGAGGCGUCGACUUUCUAGAGCUUCUGUGCUGGAGUCCAUUGCUGAUCAGAGUGACGAUGAAGACGAGUCGACGAUAUCUGAAACAAGCGCUGGAGAGCGACAAAGGAGGCGGAUGAACUCCGUUUCAGAAGCCCCCAAAAUGCGCCUGCCCAUCUUCCUGCAGCAGGGUUCAGCCAUCCCGCCCAAUAUUACCCUGGCUGGGCCUAGUAUCAUUGACGAGUAUGCUCGUGUGCUCUUCCCACUUGCAUUCGCCCUUUUUAACGUCAUCUACUGGUACAUCUACCUCAGCAAGAAUACUGUGGAGAAACUCAGGGAGACGGACUGACUUUCUUCACUGUGCAGUGUGCAGAAGAAUAUCUACUGCUC
Molecule: messenger RNA, 1376 nt
Organism: Clarias gariepinus (North African catfish)
Lineage: Eukaryota; Metazoa; Chordata; Actinopteri; Siluriformes; Clariidae
Gene: gabra6a
Product: gamma-aminobutyric acid type A receptor subunit alpha6a
Exons: 10
Coding region: 1-1335 (444 amino acids)
Biological process (GO): signal transduction; monoatomic ion transmembrane transport; regulation of postsynaptic membrane potential
Cellular component (GO): postsynapse; neuron projection; dendrite membrane
Molecular function (GO): transmitter-gated monoatomic ion channel activity involved in regulation of postsynaptic membrane potential; benzodiazepine receptor activity; inhibitory extracellular ligand-gated monoatomic ion channel activity
Source: RefSeq, a predicted model, not a curated record